Molecule: messenger RNA, 3836 nt
Organism: Apaloderma vittatum (bar-tailed trogon)
Lineage: Eukaryota; Metazoa; Chordata; Aves; Trogoniformes; Trogonidae
Gene: AHI1
Product: Abelson helper integration site 1
Exons: 24
Coding region: 117-3836 (1239 amino acids)
Biological process (GO): motile cilium assembly
Cellular component (GO): ciliary basal body
Molecular function (GO): protein binding
Source: RefSeq, a predicted model, not a curated record
CUUCAAGUCUAUGGACCAGUUAUGUUAAUGAAAGUUGUUAAUUACUUUACAUAGAAUGGUGAAUUCUGAGGAAGAAGCAGCUGUUGUGUUGAGCCACUUCUAACUGAGGACUGAAAAUGCCAGCAGUUGAAAGUGAGGCAAAGGCAAAAACCAAAGUCCGCUUUGAGGAAAUCUGGAGACAGCAUGCUAGUAUAACAGACACAAAGAAGUCAAAAAAAAAGAAGUUUCACGCUCAAGAGAAUAUUGUGCUUGACACCUUUAGAAGUAAUAUUGAUCUAGCUAAGGAAAGUGUGAAUGAUGAAGCAAUUAUAAACAACACGUAUAAUCCUGAAGAAGAGAGUCCCCGAUUUACAAAAAAUAAGCUGAGAGAGAAAGCCUCACUUGCAGAGAAAAUAAACAAUGAUAUUGUUAGUGAAGAGCAGGCGGACAAGCAACAAAAGUCUAACAAGAAGAAAAAGAAAUCACAGUUACAAGAACAAUUUAAUGAGGAGGAAAAUUUAUAUGAAGCUAAAUUGGAGAGUUUUGAGAAAAAGAUUAAUGAUUUUCCAAAGAAGAAAACAAAAAGUAAAUCACAAACAGAUGUACCUCAUCAAGAAAGUGAUAGGAAGAUUAAAAAUUCCUUGGCUGAAGUGAGAAAUGUAACUGACUUAGAAGAGGAAGAAGAGCUAAUUCGAGCCUAUCAGCUGCAUGUGACAGAGGAUGAGGCAAAUGCAAUUAAAAAGAAAAUAAGAAUGAAACUUAAAGAGCAGAUGUCUGAAUUUACCUCCACUGUUCAAAGCCAUGAAGUUUUAUUGAACAAUGAAGUGGGCAAAAAGAAGAAAAAGAAGAAAGAAAGAGCAAUUUUAAAUGAAGCUGAAACAAGUGCAAUGUCCCUUUCUGAGCUACAGCAUCAUCCAACAGAAGAAAACAAGUCAUUGGAAAGAGUACUUACAUCAGAAGGACAGAAACCGGAGGAAAUUGUGGAAAAACAGAAACCUAAGGCAAAGAAGGUUAAAAAGAAGACCCGAAAAGAAGGAAACACAGAAGUUACUGCAGAAAACGAUGAGGAAAUGAAGAAUUCAGAAAUUUCAAGUCAGUCUAAAUUUGGUUUUGGUGAUGAUCUUGUGUUGGGAGUUUAUAUCCAUCGAUCUGAUCGACUUAAGACUGAUCUCCUGGUGUCUCAUCCCAUGGUUAAAAUCCAUGUUGUUGAUCAGAGAAGUGGCUUAUACGUCAAGAAGAAUCAGAGCAAGAGGAAAGUUUCAUCUUAUUAUGAACAGGAACAAAUAGAGCACAUUCUUCCUAUUAUGACACAACCAUAUGACUUCAGACUGUCUAAAUCAACAGUUCCGGAAUGGGAGGAGCAAGUCAUAUUUAAUGAGCGUUUUAGUUAUUUUAUUCAAAACACUGAAGAAAGCCCUCUGGUAAUUCUGUUUUUUGAGAUCGUUGAUUUUCUAAGUGUGGAUGAAGUGAGAGCCAACUCUCAUGUACAAAUUCAGGAAUCUGGUUUCCGAAAAAUUUGUUGGGCAUUUCUAAAGCUUGUAGGUACCAAUGGAGUUCUAAACAUUGACGGAAAACUCCGUCUGCAAUUAUAUUACCCACCUCCAAGGACCAAGUCGCAUUCAAAUGUUGAGAUUUAUGACUGGUGGGCAAGAUGUCCUAGAAAUCGUUACCCAUCAACUUUAUAUGUAACUGUAAAAGGCAUAAAACUCCCAGAUCAUGUUCCUCCUUCUCUCCGCUCUAUGGUAGCUGUUCCGCAAGAACCAACUAGUGAAACACUGUGUGAACUCCAGAGAGAGGGAUCUAAAAAAUUAUGUAAACCUUCUCCAGAGGAGAAAAAGGAACCCUUUAAAUGGACAAGAUUGCCUGGACAGACUUGCCGCAUACCGAACAAGUUUCUGUUUUCACUGCGAGGUGGAGAUAUGGGCUGUUUCUGUAUUCGUUUCUCUCAUGAUGGGAAAACGCUGGCAGCAGCAUGUGCAGGAAGAAAUGGCUAUCCCAUCGUUUUGUAUGAAAUUCCUUCUGGACGGUUCCUGAGAGAGUUUUAUGGUCACUUUAACAUAGUGUAUGAUCUUUGUUGGUCAAAAGACAAUCAGUACCUUCUUACUGCAUCCUCUGAUGGCACUGUCAGGAUGUGGAGAAUAGAAAUGCAGGCAGCAUCUGCAGUGAGAGUUUUCCCUCAUCCUUCAUUUGUUUACACUGCAAAGUACCACCCAAUUGCUGACUCCUUAGUCGUGACAGGGUGUUACGACUCAGUGAUUAGAAUUUGGAAUGCAAACGUGAAAGAAAUCCACGGGCAGCUGCUCCAGGAGCUUGAUGGUCACAAAAGUUUCAUCAACACACUUUGCUUUGAUGCAGAAGGUCUCCACAUGUUCUCAGGAGACAGUUCAGGACUGAUAAUAGUUUGGGAUACAUCUGUCAAAGGAAGUUUUCAACACUGGAGGAUUAGUAAGGAAAUACAAGAAAAUGAUCUUAAAGGAACACCAGUAAAUCAUUUGGAGGUGCAUCCAAAUGGAAGGCGUUUAUUAAUCCACGCCAAAGACAGUACCCUGAGAAUCAUGGAUCUCAGAAUCUUGGCUACAAAGAAAUACAUAGGUGCCACAAAUUACAGAGAAAAGAUUCACAGCACCUUAACACCAUGUGGUACGUUCCUGUUUUCUGGAAGUGAAGAUGGAAAAGCUUAUGUUUGGAAUCCAGAAACAGGAGAUCAGGUGGCCAUAUAUUCUGAACUCUCCUUCACAUCUCCACUUCGUGAUGUUGCCUUUCAUCCACAUGAACACAUGGUGUCAUUUUGUGCCUUUGGUCAAACCCAGCCAAUACUUGUAUACAUUUAUGAUUAUAAAGUUGCACAACAGGAAGCUGAACUCAUAAAAGAUCUCACUUCAUCACUUAGCACAGCUGUACCAAGAGGGCCUCAGUUCUUGAGCAGUUUUUCUGAAAUUCCUGUGCAAAAAAGUUCAGUGAUGUCUGCAGCAGAUCAGUUUGUCAGUGUCGCAAGAGCAUCGAUGAGAAUGCAGAAGGUGAAACAAAAACUUGAUUCUGUUCUGGCAAGCUCAAAUCUCUUGUUUCCUGCGCCAUCACUGCUGUCACCACACUCCAAGCUAAGACUGCCAGGCACUGUGAGCACUCCACUGAAUCCCCUGUAUUCUUUUACUGCUAACAGUGGGUGUUUCAGCCCAGUAGGAAAUCCUCUUAGCCGAACACUAUUGGGUAGACUACAGACGAAUGAUGACUGCCUGACUGCCCUGGGAGCGAAAGGAGGAGGAAGUUGUCCACUCGAGCAAGAGACAGUAGUGGCUCUUUAUGACUACACAGCGCAUCGAUCAGAUGAGCUAACCAUCCAUCGCAGUGACAUUAUCCAAGUGUUAUACAAAGAUAAUGAUAACUGGUGGUUUGGCAGCCUAGCAAAUGGACAGCGAGGCUAUUUUCCAGCUAAUUAUGUGGCUGGUGAGAAAGAAUAUGAAGAACAGCCUUCAGGAUUAGUACCAGAUUCUGCUCCUCUCCUGCCUGAAGGACCAACAGAAUCAGAGGAAGGUUUUCCAACACCACAUAAGAUGUCACCAGUCAUCAGUAAGUCAGGGGACCUAAAAUUUAGCUCAGAGCGUGACACAGAUAAAGACUCACCUGCAACACAAGGAGCAAAGAAAAAGAAGAAAAGGAUACAGAGGAAUGAGAGAGAAAAUCAGCACAACUUAAUGGAUCUCGAUACUUCUGUAUCAUCAGUUACAGCUAAUGGUGUUGAAAAUGAACCUACAGCCCAUGGGGUGAAAUUGAAGAAGAAAAAGGCAGCAAGAGGCCCAAACUUAAGCACAAAUGGAAAGACAAAUACUGCCUUUGAGCCUGAACACCGUGAUAUAUAG